This is a messenger RNA of Acipenser ruthenus (sterlet), 3792 nucleotides long. Its product is annotated as prickle planar cell polarity protein 3. The record is from RefSeq and is a predicted model, not a curated record. The transcript has 11 exons. Lineage: Eukaryota; Metazoa; Chordata; Actinopteri; Acipenseriformes; Acipenseridae. Bases 658 to 3084 code for a protein of 808 amino acids. Gene Ontology annotation, molecular function: zinc ion binding.
GUCAGAACUCUGUGUUGGAACGAGUCAGUCAGCGCGAGAAGGCUGUUCUAUUUUAACUUUAGAAGUUCUUUUUUUUUCGUCGGUUUUUUUUUUUUUUUUAAAAACGAAAGGCAUGCGCGUGAGUGAGUCAGUCAGUGAGUCAGUCAGUCAGCGAGUGAGUCAGUCAGUCAGUCAGCGAGUGAGUCAGUCAGUCAGUCAGUCAGUCAGCGAGUGAGUCAGUCAGUGAGUCAGUGAGUCAGUCAGUCAGUCAGUCAGUCAGUCAGCGAGUGAGUCAGUCAGUCAGUCAGUCAGUCAGCGAGUGAGUCAGUCAGUGAGUCAGUGAGUCAGUCAGUCAGUCAGUCAGCGAGUGAGUCAGUCAGUCAGUCAGUCAGUCAGCGAGUGAGUCAGUCAGUGAGUCAGUGAGUCAGUCAGUCAGUCAGUCAGCGAGUGAGUCAGUCAGUCAGUCUGGCUGAGCAGCCGAGAAACCGUUUUACGGGGGGUGGGUGGAAGAAAGGCAGAACAGCGGCGCUCCAGUAACUUUUUAGACCCCCUUCCCCCAAGAUAUUUAUCAAAUUUUUUUUUUUUUUUUUCAACUUUUAUAUGAUUUUUUUUUUAAACACGCUUUUUUAAAGAAAUUGGAUACCCGUUUUUUUUUUUGUUUUUUUUUUUAAUACUGUAAUGUUUACUCGAGGGUCGAAGAAACGACGGUCGAAUAAACCUCAGGGUGAAGGGGAGGACCCUGACCUGGGGCAGCCUUGUCUUCGCUGUGGGGAGCAGUGUCCAGGCUUCAGGCUGCACGGAUGGAGGAAGAUCUGCCUGCAUUGUAAAUGCCCUCGUGAAGACCACGCUGUGCGCUCCGUCCCGGGUGAUCUGGAGCGGAUGAUGCUGAAGCUGGUCUCUGGUUUCCAACGGCACUCCAUCUCCGAUGAUGACUCGGGUUGUGCAUCCGAGGAGUUCGCCUGGGUCCCCCCCGGACUCAAACCGGAGCAGGUGUACCAGUACUUCAGCUGUCUCCCCGAGGACCGGGUUCCCUACAUCAACAGCCCUGGAGAGCAUUACAGGAUCAAACAGCUGCUGCACCAGCUCCCCGCACACGACAGCGAGCCUCAGUACUGCAACUCUCUGUGCGAGGAGGAGAAGAAGGAGCUGAGAGUGUUCAGCCAGCAGAGGAAGAGAGAGAACCUGGGGAGAGGCAGCGUGAGACUAUUCCCUGUGACCAUGACUGGAGCCAUCUGUGAGCAGUGUGGGAAGCAGAUCCGGGGGGGAGACAUCGCUGUGUUUGCGAGCCGGGCGGGGCACGGAGCCUGCUGGCACCCCCAGUGCUUCCAGUGCAGCACCUGCCAGGAGCUCCUGGUGGAGCUCAUCUACUUCUACCAGGAGGGCAAGAUCUACUGCGGGAGACAUCACGCUGAGAGACUGAAACCACGCUGCCAGGCCUGCGAUGAGGUGAUCCUGGCAGACGAGUGCACGGAGGCGGAGGGCCGGCACUGGCACAUGAAGCACUUCUGCUGUUUGGAGUGCGAGGCGGCGCUGGGGGGGCAGCGCUACAUCAUGAGAGAGAGCCGGCCGUACUGCUGCCCCUGCUACCAGAGUCUGUAUGCAGAGUACUGUGAUACCUGCGGAGAGAACAUCGGUAUUGACCGUGGUCAGAUGGCGUAUGAGGGGCAGCACUGGCACGCCACGGUCGAGUGUUUCUGCUGCUCUCGCUGCGGGCUGGCUCUCCAGGGGCGCCCUUUCCUCCCCAAGCAGGGCCUCAUCUUCUGCUCCCGCGCCUGCAGCCUCGGGGAGGACCCCGACAACUCGGACUCCUGUGACUCCGCCUUCCAGAGCAGCAGCGACCCCUGCAGGGCCGGAGGAGGCAAGGCAGGCAGGAGAGGGAGCGGCUCUGCCAUCUGCAGGCGGGAGGAGAGAACUGCAGCCCGGAGAGAGGUGGAACACAAACAAAUACAACGGCAAAGGAGUAUAGGAAAUGGAGUUUCAGCUGCAGUGCAGCUGACUCCUCCCCAGACCACUCCCAGCGCAGUGAGGAUAGCCAAUGGCAUCCACCCCAAGAGCUCUGCAGCCAGUCAGGAGCUAGGGGCGGACCCAUCACUGAGCCGUAGUGGAUUGAGGGGCUCCACUUCCAGGGCUGAGCGGCCAAUCAGCUGCCUGGGCUUCUCUGAGGAGAUGCAGCUUGGCCACUCCCCCUCGCGCCGGACUUCUCGUGGCACGUCCACGUCACGAGACUCGAGUGGCAAACAGGAGCCCAGAGCCGGGACAGAUACCUGGAGGCCCCAUCACUCUCAGCGCUACUCAAUGCCAGACCUGGGUAGCCCCUCCCCUCCUCCCCUGGAGCGAUCCAAUUCGUUGCGUCUCCACUUUGACCCCUCUGCGUCCCCGCAGCCCCCCCGCGACCUCUCACCCCAGCUCUCCCGCUCCACCUCGGCACGCGUCAGCUUCCGGGAGCCAAUCAGUGUCAGCUUCCAGCCCCCGCAAGAAGAGGAUGGGGAGGAGGACCUACAGCAGCAGGAAGAGGAAGGGUGGGAGGAGGAGGGGGGACAGGAAGUGGGCGGCAGGAGGCAGAGCAGGUUCCCAAGGCAACUGUUUGGGGGGGAGGGGCCUGACUUGAAUCUUCUCGACGAGACGUCCCAUCACCGCAGCUUCCGAAGUCAGAGGCGGGCGGGCGGCUGCAGGGCGAGCUCCAAAAACGCCCUUCACUUUGGGACGGGACCCCGCUAUCGAGGCUCAAGGAGCGAGAGGCCUGGGGUGCACACCAGGGAGGACGCACACGCCCCCGUCCCGCACACAGAUCGUUCUGGCCACACCGCUGGGCUGAGGAUCCACGUAGACCCCGCAGCGCACCCACCCUGCCACCGGAGGGAGCCCCACAGCCACUACUGCUCCUCCAGCUCCUCCUCAUCGGACUCUGAAGAAGAGGGCUUCUUCCUGGGGGAGCCCAUCCCCCUGCCCCCCCAGCUGCGCGACCUCCCCCCCAGGACAAGGGAGGAUUGGGACAGAGGGGUGGGCGAGCGGGAGAAGGGAACAGCGGGGAGAGGAGGGGGCAAGAGGAGGAAGGGGAACAGCAGGAGCGGCAAAGACGGGGAUAAGAACUGCAUCAUGUCAUAAUGGAACAGGGCUGAGACACACCAGCUAUUGGAAAAAGACUAAGAUGUUUUUUUUCAAAUGACUGAAACUGCCAAACUUUCUUCUGAUUUUUUUUUUUUAUGAUCUGAUUAUUUGUUUUUUAUAGGCCAAUGGAAUCACAAUUACAUUAUAACUGUAGUGUUUAAAAAUGGAUUUUAAAGAAUCCUUGGUUGCCGUCCUUAUAAAAGGGGGACCAGUGAUCAAGUUGCUGAUGCUAAUAAGAAGGAAUACAUUUUAUGUUGGAGCCUGCUGGCAGCCUUUUAAAAGGGGGGCAGUGAUGAUGUUCUAGUUCUAGUAAGAGGUAAGAGAAUGGAUUUUAAAGAUGGUCAGCGCUAAAGAGAGACCAGUCAUCAUGUUGCUAAUACGAGGGAAGACAGUAGAUUUGAAAGCGUUUCACGAGACAGUGUCUCACAGUCGCUGGGGGCAUGCUGUUAAAGCACAGAGGCAGGAAUGAGAAUGUUAUUAGCUAUUGUACUGAAUUUCUGUUGUUAAAUUAUUGGGUUUAUAUUUUUAUAUAUAGUUUUUUUAAAAACAUUUUUUUAAAAAUUGUUGUUAUUAUUAAUUUGCAAAAGGCCCGUCAACAUCCCAAGACCACCACACAUAGCUGAUUGAUGCAACCCAGACUGAUUCCAGCUGUGGCUUAUUACAGCAGCGUCUGAAUACAAAAAAAAAAAAAAAAAAAAAAACUCC